Messenger RNA from Anguilla rostrata (American eel), 1449 nucleotides. RefSeq names its product mediator complex subunit 8 (gene med8). The record is from RefSeq and is a predicted model, not a curated record. NCBI's taxonomy places the organism in Eukaryota, Metazoa, Chordata, Actinopteri, Anguilliformes, Anguillidae. Bases 133 to 939 code for a protein of 268 amino acids. Gene Ontology annotation, molecular function: RNA polymerase II cis-regulatory region sequence-specific DNA binding; transcription coregulator activity. The transcript has 7 exons. Gene Ontology annotation, cellular component: core mediator complex; mediator complex. Gene Ontology annotation, biological process: regulation of transcription by RNA polymerase II.
CCUUGCCCACUUUCAGAGUUGAGUCCGCCAAUUUCUAUCCCACAAUGCAGUUUCAUUCAGAAUUGUUUCCGGAACACAUUUGAAGCUAUUUGAUUGUUGUUUAUCAGCCGAGUCAAGUGUGUAAGUGUGAAAAUGCAGCAACGAGAAGAAAAACAGUUGGAAGCCUCCAUAGAGUCUUUAAUAAGUCGAGUGGCACAGCUGAAGAACUCUUUGCAUAGUUUCAUCUUCAAACUGGAGAAUGAAUAUGACAGGAUGGCUUGGCCGUCAGUGCUGGACAAUUUUGCACUCCUGUCUGGUCAGCUGAACACAAUUAACAAGCUAUUGAGAAAUGAGAAGACGCCUUCCUUUCGUAACCAAGUCAUUAUUCCCCUUCUCUUGUCUCCAGACCGAGAUGAAGAACUAGCGAAACUGACCGAGCAGCGCGUGCCGGUCUUCAGUCACGAGAUUGUGCCUGACCACCUGCGCACGAAGCCCGACCCGGAGGUGGAGGAGCAGGAGAAGCAGCUCAGCGCAGAGGCGGCGCGCAUUGGACCCGACGUCGCCCAGAAACAGAUCCAGACCUUGAAUAAGCUCUGCUCAAACCUACUGGAAAAGCUGACUAACCCACGGGACGACAGAGAGACUGAGAGUGCAGCCCUGCGGCAGAACAAGCCAUCCUUCAACCCGGCAGACACCACUGCGCUGGUGGCGGCGGUGGGGUUUGGGAAGGGGCUGGCCAAAUGCCGGCCCCCAGGGCCGGUGGCUCCGGGGCAGCCCGGGCAGGGGCCCAUGAUGGCCGGGGGGCCUACCCUGCAGCAGGUCACGAUAGCUGGGGCAUCAGGCCCGCAAGCUAACCUCGGCGCACCAGGGCCCCCUCAGCAGCCUGGGCAGCCAGGAAAAAUGCCUAGUAACAUAAAGACGAACAUAAAGUCUGCCUCAAUGCAGCAUCCCUAUCGAUGACCUGGGAGAAGUAUUAAAUACACUGAAGAUGGGAGGCACGGAUAAAGUUACGCAGUCAAAUGAAAAUGUUCCUGACCAGUUUUUGCAAAUGUUUGAUUCUGCCUGUAUUUCAACAAAAUAUUGUAUUGGUUAUUGUAAAUAAUUUUAGUUUUUCUUUUGGAUGCCAUCUGUAAGCAAUUUCCUAUCAGGUACAAGAAUAUAAAACUUAUUAAUUUGCUUAUUUAGUAAAUAUGAGAUGUAGGGCAGGGGUGUUCAGUCUUAUCCAACAGGUUCAGUGUGAGUGCAGAUUUUUUAUUUUAACCCAGUAUUAAAACAUCUAAUUCUACUCUUCUUCCAUGAUUGGUUAAUUAGUUGAACAGGGUGAACUGGGGUAAAACAACCAGCAUGGCCUCUUGCAGAUAAGAUUGGACACCCCUGAUGAAGGGGAACACCUUUUUUGUAUUGUCAAUACUGUUAUUUAGCAUUUGUUUUUCGUGUAGGCUAUUUCUGUAAUAAAACAUAUAUAUAUAC